Molecule: messenger RNA, 4842 nt
Organism: Argiope bruennichi
Lineage: Eukaryota; Metazoa; Arthropoda; Arachnida; Araneae; Araneidae
Product: semaphorin-2A-like
Exons: 19
Coding region: 531-2630 (699 amino acids)
Biological process (GO): positive regulation of cell migration; negative chemotaxis; semaphorin-plexin signaling pathway
Molecular function (GO): chemorepellent activity; semaphorin receptor binding
Source: RefSeq, a predicted model, not a curated record
AACAGAAGAAAAUAAAGCAAAUAAACCGUCAAGAUUUCAUAUGUAUGGACUGUCAAUGGUGUUUGGAUCGUAAUUAGAAGUUUGGCAUUUGUUCAAAAUCAGUGAUAUCGUUCGAUUGUUAGAAAAAACCCUUCAUGAUUUUUUUGUAUUGACAAUCCUUCUUCACUUCAGUGAAUUCGGAGCCUGAAUAUCUUUCUAAUCCAGCUCUUCGAUUGUGACAGAUCCAUACUGCGUUUGCGGGGCUUCAGGGUGACAAUUUACGUCGAUUACCAAACACCGCUUUCUGGAACAAGACAUUUUAUUGCACGGUUUCCGACACCAAGACCCCAUGCGAGCGCCUUGCUAGUGGAAGAAGCAGCAGCCGAUAGCCCCGCCUAUCCCUAGGGUACCUUUGCCCUGAGGUGGGGAGAAAGAAAAACCAAAAAAGAAAAGAAAGAAAAGAGGAAAGGGGAAAAAAAAGCCGAAAAACCAGCGGAACGGAUCCGACCAGCAGUUCGCCUUGCUAGUCCGUUUGGUGUGUUGUCGGAGGCAUGGCUUCCACCUUGACGGGCCCGUGGAUUCUCUGGGCCCUUAUCGUGCCAUUGUGGGCUGCUACCAACCCGCACUAUUUCGUAUCGCAUCCAGACCACAGAGUAGCUCCAGAACAUGUCCGCGAGUUCAGCUGCGGAUACCAGUACUAUCGCACCUUCCACAUCGACUCGAAACGAGAUGUACUGUACGUCGGAGCAAUGGAUCGCUUGUACAGGCUGAAUUUGAACAAUGUCAACAAAAGCCGUUGCGAUUCUGAUGCAUUGUUCCUAGACCCUCAGAAUGUGGCCAAUUGUGUGUCUAAGGGAAAAUCUGAGCGCUAUGACUGCAGGAAUCACAUAAGGGUUAUUCAACCCAUAGGAGAUGGUAGUAAACUUUAUUUAUGUGGGACCAAUGCUCAUAACCCUCGUGAUCUUGUUAUUUACGGGAAUCUUAGUUACCUUGCUCCAAACGAGCAUUUUCCUGGCAUUGGUGAUGGGAUUGCUAAAUGCCCAUUUGAUCCUGAUGAUAAUGCAACUGCAGUCUGGGUUGAACAUGGCAAUCCUGGAGGCUUGCCUGGAUUGUACAGUGGGACAGUUGCAGAAUUUACCAAAGCAGAUACUGUAAUUUUCCGUACGAAUCUUUACAACUUAACAACUGGUGCCAGCGUUCAUCCAUUUAAACGAACAAUAAAGUAUGAUUCAAAAUGGCUAGACAAACCUCAUUUUGUUGGAUCCUAUGACAUAGGCGAUUAUGUGUAUUUCUUCUUUCGUGAAAGCGCUGUGGAGUACAUUAAUUGUGGAAAGAACAUCUAUUCCAGAGUUGCACGAGUGUGCAAGAGAGAUACUGGAGGUAAAAAUAUCUUGAACAAGAAUUGGGCUUCUUAUCUGAAAGCACGACUCAACUGUUCCAUUCCAGGAGAAUUUCCAUUUUAUUUUAACGAAAUUCAACAUGUUUAUAAACAUCCAGACGACGAAAAGAAGUUCUAUGCAGUAUUUUCGACAUCGACGAAUGGAUUGUUAGGCUCUGCCAUUUGUACCUACAGUCUGGAUUCCAUCCAAGAAGUGUUCAAUGGAAAAUUCAAAGAGCAAGCCACCUCUUCUUCUGCCUGGCUACCAGUUCUUACCAGUAAGGUUCCUGAACCCCGACCAGGUCUUUGUGUUAAUGAUACACAAACACUUCCUGAUUCUGUUCUGAACUUUAUUCGAGGUCACCCCCUCAUGGACUCUGCUGUGUCUCAUGAUAAUGCCAAACCUGUUUAUUAUAAACGAGAUGUCAUCUUUACAAGCCUAGUAGUUGACAUGAUUGAAGUGGAUGGUGUGCACUACACAGUUUAUUAUGCUGGUUCUACUGAUGGAUAUGUAUACAAGCUUGUGGAAUGGUAUGACAGGCUUGGAGAAGAGCACUCCAAUUUAGUUGAUAUCUUUGAAGCCACAGUUCCUGAUCCAGUAAGAGCCAUGGAAAUAUCCAGCAAGCACAAAUCUUUAUAUGUAUCAUCUGAUUAUGUUCUGAGGCAAUUUGACCUGGUGAUGUGCAAAGGACGUUUUGCUAACUGUUUGAGAUGCAUUCAAGAUCCGUAUUGUGGAUGGGACAAAGAACGUGGUGAAUGCAAACCUUAUGUUAAUGGACUGCUACAAGAUGUGACCAAUGCCACACCUGGAAUCUGUGAUAAUUGUGUGAAGAAUAAACCUCUACAUGUCUUUUGGGGACAAAGCGUUCAUCUGUCAUGUGCUAUUCAUAUGCCUGAUAUCGAGAGCAUGGGCAUGGGUCCUCUGCGUUGGUAUCACUAUAGUCGUGAGAAGGGCAAAUAUGCUGUAAUACAUCGACGUGAGAAGUAUAUCCACACUGCUGACCAUGGGUUGGUCAUUCUUUCCGUGUCUGAGAGGGAUGCUGGACGCUACGAUUGUAAGCUAGGAACAAGCACUUUAUGUAGCUUCAACAUCACUGUGGACACUAAGACAUGCAGUGCUCCUUCUGAAGCAGAGUAUCGAAAAAUUUACUCAGAUUGGUGCCAUGAAUUUGAGAAGUACAAAAUGGCCAUGAAAACAUGGCAGACUAAACAGGCGAAGUGCCAAUCGGUGCAUCCAAAUGAUGUGACAUAUCAAGGUGGCACCCUUGUCUGAGCCCGCUUCAACGCAGCAAAGUUCCAUGCCAAGCCACCAAGUUGCGUCCGUCACCCCAUUUCUUGCUGCAGCUAAUCUGGACUGCACUACUCCCCGGACAUAGCAGAGUGCUCACCAAACUCUCCUUUGUCCGGUCUCCGUCUGUUAAAUGUGCAUGUGUACAAAAAAAAUUACAUGAUGCUGUUUUUUGUGUGUCACAUCGUACUCUUUCACCUUUCGUCCCUUCCCUGCCAUCAUUAUUUGUGUGCUGUCAUUUCGAACUGUGCCGAAAUAAAAAUAAGAGGAAGGUAUGGCAGGCAUGCAGAGCUUAAUACUAACUGAGUUAAUUGUAAAACUUUUCAAAGUCAAACUACAUGUAUGGCCUUGCUGAAAGAUUGCUGUGAGUUCUGUGUAUAUAGAAACGUUUGGGGAAAGUUCGAAAGCAAGCCCACGCAGUUCAUAUUUUUCUAAUGAAUUCUUCUCAUUUUGCGACUAAAUUUGAAAGAGACGCAUUAGAAGAAAACAUGAGCCAAAAUACUCCAGUUGUAAAAUAUAUCUCCAAAAUCACUCGGGUCAGAAAAGCAAUAAGUGCUUGGCCAAGAUCUGUGUGAGGCGAAGAUUUUAAUGUUUUCUAUGUUGAAAGGAGUUUUAAAUUAUGGUUUUGAAUUUUGAUGGUCAUAUCUCUGUGUUCCAUUUCAUGGCACAAUAGUACUUUGUGCAAAGACUUGGAAUAAUCAUAUUUGUGUUAGAUUUUUUUUUAAUUUUAACAUAUUAUAUGUGUCAUUUUGUUUUUAUUUUGGUCAAAUCAAUUUUCUUUUUUUUUACAAUGGGAAAUAGUGAAAAUUAGAAUAUCAGACAUGCAUUUGUAUAUAUAAUAUAUAUAAAAUUAAAAUCUAUUUCUGAAUUUAAAAAUAGGGGGAAUGUUUUGUAUAAAAAAUAAAUGAAUACACAAAAAUUUUAACAUGCAAACUUUUAUUUCCAUGAUUUAUAGUAUCCUGUGCAUUUACUUUCAGGCUUCCAGAAAAAAAUUUAUAUAAAGUAAAAAUUUUAUUCCUUUGUCUUCAGUUUAACUUUUUUUUUUCAUCGGAUAUAAUACUUUUCUGAAUUAAUAUUAGUUAGCAGGAAUUAAAAUUUUUCAUUUCUUCAACAUUACACACAUGCCAAAAUUUUAAAUUAGCAUUAAUAAUUUUUUUAAUUAUGAAUAGUUUUGUAUACAUUUCAUGGAUAUGAUCAUACUACUACUUAAGAGCAUUGCAUUGACCUGCGGAAGCCUCCAAUUCAGGUACUCACUAUUAACUUGUCAGAAACAGACGAGCUUAUUAAAUACUUUCGAAAAGAUGGAAUGGAGUGAAGAAAUACCAGAAUUCAAUGCUUCGAAAUCGUUGGUGCUUUUGCUCUGAUAUUAUAGCUUUGUGACAUGUAUCUUUAAAAGGAAUUUUAAUACUGUGUGACAUUUCUUUUUGUUUGACAUUUUUUACUUUUAUUAUUAUUAUUAUUUUCAUUGAGCAGCACUGCUGGAAUUGUCAUUUUCGGUAGCUUAUUGUGAUUGAGUUGUGACUUCUGAUUUAAUUUAUUUUGCAUCAUUUAUGUAAGACUCAUUACUUUUGUACAAAUUGUAGACAGUUAAACCAGAAAUGUUUUUGUGAUAGAAAAUACUGUUUGUGUUAUACGAUCUCAUGGCUGUAUACUGUUAUCCCUAUUUCACUCAUUCAAAAGAAUGGGCAGCAGCAUAAUUAUUAAGACAACUCAGUUUUGCUAAACUCUUUAACAGCCAAGCAUACUCAAAAUUUUUCAGGUUUUUGUAGCAUAGCAUUUAAUGACUUUCCUUGGAGCUAACAAACUUUUUCACAGCUUUCAAUUUAUUACUUCUGAAUGUGUUCAAGAAAAUUAACAUGUUCUGACAUAUUGCUCGGCUGUUAAGAGAAAGAAAUGUUUUCUCUUUCUCCAUUAUGAAGACCAGUGCUGUUGCUUUCUAGUCACUCCACAAGCAUUUAACAAGUAUCAAUAUGUUUGAAAUGUGACAAAGAAAUUUUAUAGCCAUUUUUUUUCUUUAUUCAUGACUGAGUAUGUGUCUUCAUUAAGCAUUAGUAAAUUGAAAUCAAAACUCAUCCUUGAAUUUGCAUAUAUGCCAAGUCAAUUUUCAAAAUUAUACAAAUUUUAAGGGGUAACUUAAAAUAACUGUAUAUAUUUACUGUUUAUAUAUAUAUGCAUAAAUAAACUCCAUGUUGAAAUA